Macrosteles quadrilineatus (aster leafhopper) is the source of this 741-nucleotide messenger RNA. RefSeq names its product E3 SUMO-protein ligase ZBED1-like. Bases 152 to 727 code for a protein of 191 amino acids. NCBI's taxonomy places the organism in Eukaryota, Metazoa, Arthropoda, Insecta, Hemiptera, Cicadellidae. The record is from RefSeq and is a predicted model, not a curated record. The transcript is spliced from 2 exons. Gene Ontology annotation, molecular function: protein dimerization activity.
UGAAGGCUAUAUACAUAUAUUGAAACCACUUGAUGAUGCCACAAAAUUAUCUUCCAGUGGCUAUCUUCCAACGUUAUCAACAGUACUACCUCUGAUUGAUGGAAUAAGAACUGUCAUUAGACAAUUCAUUACAUCUGGGGCAAGAGGCACAAUGUUCGCUAGGGCCCUUGACAAGGCAAUCAAUGCAAGAUUUCCGCCAGAUGAAUAUCUACUUAGCAAACAUUAUCAAUUGGCAAUGCUGGUUGAUCCGAGGUAUAAGGCACUAAUCCUAGAUGAUAUCAACAAGAAGCUUGCAAUUGACUUAUUGGAGAGGGAAGCAAUGAGUUUCUACGCUGAAGAUAACCCACCAGCAUCCAUAGGUUCUUCUACUUCUGGUGGUCCAAAAGAGGGUCUACCAGAGAUGUCAUUAUGGGGUCACCUCCAGUCUCUCUCACAAAGAACCAGACCGAGUUCAAAAGAAGAUGCAGUGAAACAACAUGUCCAGGCCUACAUAAAUUCUCCUUGCAUACCAAUGCAAGAAAAUCCAUGUUCAUGGUGGAAACAGCAUUCUCAAUUAUAUGGACCAAUCGCUUCAGUUGCAAAGCGUUAUCUGGGGAUUCCUGCCACUGAAGUAGCAAGUGAGAGAAUCUUCUCGAGUGCCGGAAAUGUGGUGAAUGAAAGGCGCAGGUGUUUAACCCAGGAACACAUUAGUGAAUUGGUUUUUUUGCACCAUAAUAUAGAUAUUUAAGAUAUUUCGAAAAU